GAUAUCGAAGCAUAUUAUUUUUGGUGUCCCAUACGUUAUAAGUUGUAGAAGUAAAUGUAAACAAAACAAAGGCACGUGUUUUCCUUUUAAAAAAUAAAAAAAAUUUAAUAAAUAUAUAAAGUAUAAUAUAAUUCAUCAAUUAUAAAUAUAAACAGAGCGGCCAGUCCAGGUUUGUCCAUUCAAUCAUUACAAAAAAGAAUGGAAGUUUCUAAGGAAGCUAUCACUUCUGUUGGUGAAGAUGUCACCUUUGAAUCUUUGGGAGUUACAGAUGUGCUGUGUGAAGCCUGCCAGCGAUUGAAAUGGUCAAAACCGACUCCAAUUCAGAAGGAAACGAUUCCAGUGGCCCUUUCAGGCAAAGACAUCAUAGGACUAGCAGAAACUGGUUCAGGCAAGACAGGAGCAUUUGCCAUCCCAAUCCUUCAGGAUCUCCUGCAGAAACAGUCAAGGUUGUUUGCUCUUGUCCUCGCUCCAACCAGGGAACUUGCCUUCCAAAUUAGCGAAACAUUUGACAGUCUUGGUAGAGGCAUAAAACUCAAGUUAGGCCUUUUAAUUGGUGGAGUGAAUAAGGAGGCCCAAAGUAAAAGAUUGGCUUCAAGACCUCACAUUCUGAUAGCGACACCAGGCAGGUUGCUGGAGCACUUACGAGGAACUACUGGCUUCAAUCUCAAAUAUCUUAAAUAUUUAGUCCUUGAUGAAGCUGAUAGAAUGCUGGAAAUGAAUUUUGGAGAAGAGAUUGGCAUGAUCCUCAGUAUGAUUCCAGAAGAGCGAAAAACUUAUCUAUUUUCUGCUACUAUGACAAAAACGGUAAAUAAAUUAAAGAAGGCUUGUAUGAAGGAUCCGGUAAAAAUUGAAGUCUCAAAAAUGAACCAGGCCGCCUCUAAGGUCAUCCAAUAUCAUAUAUUCUGUCCCGAGAGGGAGAAGGAGCUGUACCUCUUCUACUUGGUGCAACAGAUGAGAGGAAACUCAAUGAUGAUCUUCACAAAUAGCUGUGGAAAAGUCUGGUUGUUCACAAAACUGCUUCGGACAUAUGACUUUUCUGUGCACCAAAUUCAUGGAAAGAUGACUCAGAAAAGACGUCUUGAGAGUUUAAAAAAAUUUCGGGAAGAUGAGCAUUCCAUUCUUGUGGGAACUAGUGUAGCUAGCCGUGGUUUGGACAUAGCCCACGUUGAUAUAAUCAUCAUCUACGAUCUACCAGAGGCAGCUAAAGAUUACAUACAUAGGGUGGGAAGGACAGCACGGGCAGGAAAAUAUGGAAAAUCCUACACCUUCGUCACACAAAAUAACGUCCGUGAGUACUUGGAAAUAGAAAAACUUCUAGGCUACCAGAUACCUAGGUAUGAACCUAAAGAGGAGGAUGUGCUGAGGCUCGAGGCUGACUAUAAUAAAAAUCGCGACGAUAUAAAAGUGAUGCAGAACAGAGUGGACAAAAUGAGGCGGAAACAACGAAAAGAACAUUAUAAGGCAGAGGGGUUUAAGAUGGUCUCUCAAACAAGAAAUAAAUUUAAAAAAAAGAAAUAAAAAAAAUACUGAAUUGACGAUUGCAUAUUAAUUCAACUUAUCAACUGUAUAUUUUAGAUAACACGUGUACAUUUAAUGUUUAAAAAUUAAAAUUUAUUUAAUAAACUGACGACAGAAAGUAACGUCACAACUCGGAAACGGGAUGUCGGACGAGAAACGGUGAUCGAUUGGUUGAUUGAUUUUAAGCUUUUUAUUUACAGAAUUUUUAGAUUUCUUUACCCCAAACAAAUCAGUAUUAAUAAUACUCUUAAAUUUGUAAAAAAAAA
Helobdella robusta is the source of this 1784-nucleotide messenger RNA. RefSeq lists its product as hypothetical. Bases 199 to 1518 code for a protein of 439 amino acids. The record is from RefSeq and is a predicted model, not a curated record. Gene Ontology annotation, molecular function: RNA helicase activity; ATP binding; nucleic acid binding. The transcript has 14 exons. NCBI's taxonomy places the organism in Eukaryota, Metazoa, Annelida, Clitellata, Rhynchobdellida, Glossiphoniidae.